Molecule: messenger RNA, 726 nt
Organism: Oryctolagus cuniculus (rabbit)
Lineage: Eukaryota; Metazoa; Chordata; Mammalia; Lagomorpha; Leporidae
Source: RefSeq, a predicted model, not a curated record
AUGACCCAAAACACAGUGACGGUGAAUGGAGUCCACGUGGCCUCUGCAUUGUCCCUGCAGACCGACGUCCACAUCCGCAUCCACCAGGAGUCAGUUUUGACACAACUCCUGAAGCAAUUUCCUUCUUGCCCUUGGGACACUGGCCCUUCCAAGGCCAGGAUAAACUAUGAGCAGCUGGCUGUAGGGGUGACCCAGCUAUUGCUGGGGGUUGUGAGCUGUGCUCUUGGAGUAUGUCUCUACUUUGGGCCCUGGACUGAGCUUUGUGGCUCUGGAUGUGCCUUCUGGGUAGGAUCUGUGGGCUCUGUCUUUGGGCUGUUCACCCUGGCUGGCAUUGCUACAGCUACAGCUGCUGUUGUCCUCUGUGUGAACAGCUUGAUUCAGCAAAAUGAUCGCUUCUACAUGGAGAUCCAGUCUGUGUGUGAUCACCCACAUCCUGUCACCACAACCAUUGGGUAUCCAUGGGAUUUGUUCCUAGGAUUCUGUGCCCUGCUCCUGGCUGUCUGUAUCCUGGAGGUCCUUGUGUCCUUGGUUUCCCUGCGAAUGAGUCUUCAAAGCUUGUACAGCCAGAGCUUCCAACCUUUGGAUAAAGAAGGGUCUGAGAAGAAGCUACUGGGGGAGAAUUUAGUGCCUCCCUCCCCAUUCAAAGAGAAGACCCUGGCUAUCAUUAUCCUGUGAGCUGCCAAAGGCCUUGCUUGAAGUUCAUCGUGUCGUGUCCUGAGCAGCCCA